This is a messenger RNA of Callorhinchus milii (elephant shark), 1701 nucleotides long. RefSeq names its product choline-phosphate cytidylyltransferase A. Lineage: Eukaryota; Metazoa; Chordata; Chondrichthyes; Chimaeriformes; Callorhinchidae. The transcript is spliced from 9 exons. Gene Ontology annotation, molecular function: phosphatidylcholine binding; choline-phosphate cytidylyltransferase activity. Gene Ontology annotation, biological process: CDP-choline pathway. Gene Ontology annotation, cellular component: endoplasmic reticulum. The record is from RefSeq and is a predicted model, not a curated record. Bases 165 to 1253 code for a protein of 362 amino acids.
UGUCAGGCUUAUGUGUGUGUAUAUGAUACUCCGAACCUUUGAGCCAAAGCCACGGCACAUAGUUGUCAGUGUGUGAAUUGGAUUACCGGCAGCAACUCACCAGCUCAGCUGGUUCUAGUCAGUCAGUUGGUAACAGAGGUAACAAAGUCCCCGGCCCAGCACGGAUGGACACCCCAAGCGUCUGCAAACUCGGCUGUCGGAAGCGGAAGAAGGAAUUUGCGGGGCCCAACGGCAACAUCGAGGCCGACGUGACCCCAGUCAAGUUCCCCCGACCUACCCUGUCCCAGCCAGCCCCGUUUGGAGAUGAGAAUGGAGUGAGGAAUGACAAGGUGUACGAGCGGGUAACGCUGGAGGAAGCCCAGAUGGGAACGCCACUGGAUCGGCCGGUGAGAGUUUACGCAGACGGUAUCUUCGACCUGUUCCACUCAGGCCACGCUCGGGCACUGAUGCAGGCCAAGGGGCUGUUCCCCAACACCUACCUCAUCGUGGGAGUGUGUAACGAUGACCUGACCCACCAGUGUAAAGGUUUCACGGUGAUGAACGAGGCUGAACGUUACGACGCAGUGCGUCACUGUCGCUAUGUGGACGAGGUGCUGCGUAACGCGCCCUGGUCCCUGUCCCCGGAGUUCCUGCAGCGGCAUAGGAUUGACUUUGUGGCUCACGACGAUCUCCCCUACUCCUCGGCCGGCAGCGACGACGUUUACAAACACAUCAAAGAAGCAGGAAUGUUUGCACCAACCCAGAGGACAGAGGGUAUCUCCACGUCUGACAUCAUCACCAGGAUUGUGAGGGAUUACGACGUGUAUGUGCGCAGGAACCUGCAGCGUGGCUACACCGCCAAGGAACUCAACGUCAGCUUCAUCAACGAAAAGAAGUAUCACUUGCAGGAGCGAGUUGACAAAGUGAAACAGAAGGUAAAGAAUGUGGAGGAAAAGUCGAAGGAGUUUGUUCAGAAAGUCGAGGAGAAAAGCAUCGACCUGAUCCAGAAAUGGGAGGAGAAAUCCCGGGAAUUCAUCGGCAACUUCCUGGAGAUGUUUGGCCCUGAGGGAGCCCUGAAACACAUGUUGAAAGAGGGCAAAGGACGGAUGUUACAAGCCAUCACCCCAAAGCAGAGCCCCAGCAGCAGCCCAACCCGGGAGCGCUCCCCCUCACCCACCUUCCGCUGGCCCUUCUCAAAGACGUCCCCCCCCGCCUCCCCCCAGCCAGACUCCUGCGGCCGAACAUACGACAUCAGCGACGACGACUCCGAAUAACAUCCAUGCCCGUUCUCUGCCAGCCGCGGGCGGGCAGGUGGGCGGGAGAGGAGAGGAGACAGAGGAGAGAGGGGCAAAGUGGGGGUGAGUGGGCAGAGGGUGACAGGUAUUUGCAGAAUGGGAGUUAAACUUCAGGUGGACUUUGGAGUAAAAAAAAGGUUACAAAAAAAAAAGAAACAAAUCACUUUCCAUAGGAAAUGCUUUUGCAAACGAUGUAACUGUUUUUUUUCUUUUAGCGAAUUAAACUAAUUAAAACUCGAUGGCGCUUUCCCACAGGCAGGGCCUGGGACAGCUGUGGAGUGGAGUGGGGGGGUGUUAGAGAGAGAGAGGGAGGGGAGGGGGCUGGGACAGAUGUGGAGGCGGUAGACUGAGGGUGAGGAGUGGUCUGAGAGCUAACUCAGCAUUGCCUGUGUGUGUAUGUAUGACAGACGAGGGCAGGGGCGGUGGU